AUGUCUCAAAACCGCAAACAGUUGCUACAUAAUCUAAAUCAGCUGGUGCUGAACCCGCUGCAGUCUUCACCGCAGCUACCAUUACCGCUACAUACACAGCAACAGAAUCAGGCAGAGUCUCAGCAAGAUGGUCGUCAUCCCCCUGAUGAACAAAUUGACUAUUUCCAUCCCGAAGCUGGAGGCGAUAACAUGAUGCCUACAACACCAGCAUAUCAUCAAUCACCAGAACAAGAAUCGCCUCUGAUCAUAUCUACGACUGGCAAACAACGACUACCAAGAAAAUAUUUCUGUAAAACUUGUAAUCAAGGGUUCACCAGAAAACAUAAUAUGGUAAGUCAUGAACUUAUACAUUCGUCGUUAAAACCUCACGUAUGCAACAUUUGUCAUUUAAAAUUUAGGAGGAUACAUGAUUUAAAACGCCACGAGAAACUUCAUACAGGAGAAAAACCGUAUAGUUGUGAAAAGUGUUCGAGGAGGUUUGCACGGCCGGAUGCCUUAACCAGGCAUCAGAACUCAGCCAAUGCAUGUACAGGGAGCUCAAACAGCAAUAGUCGCGUAAAUAGCAACCCCAGUAUGUUUGACGACGGUGAACCACACUCAGCAACCAUGUACAGCCAGGAGGUCAGUCACCACCCUGUACCACUUAAUCAUUUGCAUUCUGGUAAUAGUAUUGAAAGUGGAGAUGACACGCCACAACGCCCGGCCCUUGCCGUCAAUCAGCAUGAUGAAAGGGACUCGUCAGCGACAUCCAACUCGACUGGUGUCUCCUCCAAUUUUAGCUCAAAUAGUAAUGAACCAGCCACUAGCGGUGAUUCAACUACUACGAAUAAUCCAAAUUGCAUACCAACGAUGAAAACAAUUGGACUUUCACAGGAGGACUUAGAAAGAAGGCAAAAUAUUCGAAGCCAUAGUGACCAAGAAUUCGGUUCCAAGCAUCAACUGCUAAUUCAGCAGCAACAACGUAGUCAGAGUUUGGACCACAAAGCAUAUUCCUCAUUCAAUGCGCAUAUACCGACAACUUCGUCGAGAGCUUCAAAUGGCCCAACAUUCACUCCUAAUCCAAUUUAUCCCAUAACAUACUAUCCAUUUCCGCAAUUCAAUUCACACAAUAAUCAAAUAUCGUUGCCACCACUUUCAGUGCCGCACCAACCUCAGCCGCAUAAUUCUUUUGUUCCGCAAAUGACCCCACAUCAUCCACAUUCAAGUACAAAUCAACCAAAAGGGCCACUACCAGGAAUAUCGGGAGGCAUGGGAGCCAUUGGAGAAGACCCACGGCCAAUACAACGCAGUGACCUGACGAGUGUGUCUACGCUUACUCUGUCACAGAGCUCACCCGGUCUACUGGGCCUUAACCCUAUUCAAACACCAAUUAAAUUUCCUCCGAAUCCCUCAUCAAUACUGAGAAGUAAUUCCAUUGCAAACUCAUUUAUGAUUCCUUCACUUGGAAGCCGGCCUCAAUCGCUACCUGCUAAUAUGGGACACCAAACGUAUCCUCAGCCGUACACUGGCCAAAACUUGACGCCAAAUGCGGCAGGAACAAACUCAUCCCAAUCUGUCAACGCAGCAUGGAGUGGUACACAAAAUCGUGGGUCCUUAAUAUCAUCCUUACCUCCGCCUUCUCAAUUGCUCAAAAAUCAUCUGGGGCCGAACAGCAUAACUACACAGACAGUACAGGUUACAAAGAUUCAGGAGUCACCCGAGCUAAAAAAUACAACAUCGUCCACUGCGACUGAAUCAACUUCUGGUGAUUAUUUGAAACCAAACCCCCGUGAACAAUAG
Messenger RNA from Lodderomyces margitis, 1779 nucleotides. RefSeq names its product Ofi1p (gene OFI1). The transcript has a single exon. NCBI's taxonomy places the organism in Eukaryota, Fungi, Ascomycota, Pichiomycetes, Serinales, Debaryomycetaceae. Bases 1 to 1779 code for a protein of 592 amino acids. The record is from RefSeq and is a predicted model, not a curated record.